AUGAGGAAAAAGGUCGUAAGACUAUAUGGUGGUAAAGAGGAAGAAGAAGACCAAUGGUACGACGCAAGGGAGAACUUUAGCGAUGAGGACGAACAGUGGUACGACGUCAAUCCUGAAGAGGACCUAAAACCCAUCCUAACCAAGCGUGGUAUAAAAAAGAAGGCAAAGAAGUAUGUCAUCAAUCCUAACGGAUCGUACGAUCCGGCUCACUUCCUCAAUAUCACAAGGGACGAGGUUGAGGCGCUCGUAAAUUCUGGAACAGAACCGAGGAACGUAAGCAUGUCCCUAGCAUGCGAGAUG
Molecule: messenger RNA, 300 nt
Organism: Paramuricea clavata
Lineage: Eukaryota; Metazoa; Cnidaria; Anthozoa; Malacalcyonacea; Plexauridae
Source: the annotation of a GenBank genome assembly